Mus musculus (house mouse) is the source of this 4177-nucleotide messenger RNA. RefSeq names its product protein tyrosine phosphatase, non-receptor type 5 (gene Ptpn5). Gene Ontology annotation, cellular component: endoplasmic reticulum membrane; cytoplasm. The transcript has 15 exons. NCBI's taxonomy places the organism in Eukaryota, Metazoa, Chordata, Mammalia, Rodentia, Muridae. The record is from RefSeq and is a predicted model, not a curated record. Bases 1522 to 3147 code for a protein of 541 amino acids. Gene Ontology annotation, molecular function: protein tyrosine phosphatase activity; phosphotyrosine residue binding.
GGCCACAGAUUGGGAGGAAGGAGUGAAGGGCAGGAAGUGAAGUUAGAGCAUUAAAGGACGCCUGCUCAUGAAGACCCUCCCAGGCUAUAACGGGCGCUUUGGUGAAUGCAAUGGCCAUCGGCUGUGGGAGUUCUGACAAAGGAUAGAUGCAACCUGGUGCGCAUUUCUUUCUUUCUUCCUUUUUUUCCUGGUGCGCUUUUCAAAAGGAUCGCUCGGAGUACUCUGUAAAGAAACAGCUGCAGGUGGCCAGGGACGGAAGACUAGUAAAGAGGCUACUGCGGAAAUUUAAGCUACAGAGGAGAGCAGUGGCUGGAACCAUUCUUUUUAGUAGCCGCGUCCUGCUUCUCAUUUUCGCCAUGUAAAACUGCUGCGUGUGCGAUCCACUCUGCCCCCACAGAGCCUGCAGUGGGGUGAAAUGUCAGGAACAAGCCCCGGAGAAGGUAAGAUUGGAAAAAAUGCCACAACUGGGCAGCCCUUGGAACCCUGGCGCCCACAUGAAAGCAAAGCGGAUGGGUGCCUGUCCCGCUGCAUAAGUCAGGAGAGCUAACCCCGAUGGAGAGAGAGGUGUCCACCCGCUCUUGCUCUACAGAGACAGAAAAAGAAGGAGUGGGAAGUAAGGCGCCUCCUCCGAGUCCUGGAACAGGUCCUGAGCUCCCGGGUAUGCAGUGCUCCGCGGGUACAGGUGCCAGCUACAGCAUCCCCCUGUGCACCAACACUCCCAACCCAGUUCUGACCCCUUUGUCUAGCUUGCCUCUACCCUCAUCCAUCUGUCUGUCCGUCCUGCUCCAGAUAAAAUGUGUACAGCCCUAGUGGGGUCCCUCUGGCGGUUGCCGUAGUCGCGCAGCCCCGACCCGGGGCUCCGGAGAGAAGAAAAUCAUGAAUGAAAUGGAUGCGGCGCUCCCACUCCCCCGCCCUCUCAGUCCAGGCAACCUUGGCAUGGGGGCGGCGCCUGUGGGGACUCCGUACAGAGUUGUGGCGGGUGAGGGGGCACUGGAGAUGGGAUCCCAUGUUAAGGGUCUGUGGUCCGCCCCUCUAGAGCCCUAGGCGAUGCUGGAGCUCCCCACCCCCACCCCGCCAAGCGGGCGAGCCCUGCGCAAUUCCCGGGGAGCGGCGCAAGCCCGUCCGGGGGCGGGGCGGAGCCCGGGCUGGGGGUGCCCAGCAGACCCGGCAGCUGCACCCGCGACUCUGCAGUUCAGGCGCAUUUGGUGGGGCGAUUGGGCAGGGAGCACGCAAGGAGAGCGGGACUGAGGGCUCCGCGGACAGACCGACAGACGGACGCCCCCGCACACGCAGACGCACCGAGCUCCGCACGGCCCCUGUCACACACAGACAGGGACACACGCAGACACGCACACUCGCGCGCUCACAUCCUCCCGCCAGCCUGCUUGUCCGCCGGCGCCUGGAGCCCGCUCUGGCCGACCUAAUCCCCAGGAAACCCCAGAGCCCAGAAAUUCACGUGAGUACGCCAGGAGUGAGAGAGAGAGCCAGGCUGCUGAUGACUCCGAGGGAGGAACCCUGGACAUGUGCUGUAGUGAGAGGCUGUUGGGUCUCCCCCAGCCGGUAGAGAUGGAAGCACCGGACGAGGCCGAAGGACUCCCCAGCAAGCAGAAAGAGAUGCCACCACCCCCGCCACCCUCACCGCCCUCUGAGCCAGCUCAGAAGCUGCCACCUCAAGGCGCUGGGAGCCACUCCCUCACCGUCAGAAGCAGCCUGUGCCUGUUUGCUGCCUCUCAGUUCCUGCUUGCCUGUGGGGUGCUCUGGCUCAGUGGCCAUGGCCACUCCUGGCUGCAGAACACCACAGACCUCAUCUCCUCCUCGCUCACAGUGUUGAACCAUCUGGGACCUGUGGCCUGGCUGGGUUCUGGGACCUGGGGGAUACCAAGUCUGCUGCUAGUCUCUCUGACUGUGAGCCUGGUCAUCGUCACCACCCUGGUGUGGCACCUCCUCAAGGCACCCCCAGAGCCACCUGCCCCACUGCCCCCAGAGGACAGGCGUCAAUCAGUGAGCCGGCAGCCUUCCUUCACCUACUCAGAGUGGAUGGAGGAGAAGGUAGAGGAUGACUUCCUGGACCUGGACGCGGUGCCCGAGACACCUGUGUUUGACUGUGUGAUGGACAUCAAGCCUGAGACUGAUCCUGCCUCAUUGACUGUCAAGUCCAUGGGUCUACAGGAGAGGAGAGGAUCCAAUGUCUCCUUGACCCUGGACAUGUGUACUCCUGGCUGCAAUGAGGAGGGCUUCGGCUACCUGGUGUCUCCACGAGAAGAGUCAGCCCAUGAGUAUCUGCUCAGCGCCUCCCGUGUCCUCCGGGCAGAAGAGCUACAUGAAAAGGCUCUGGACCCUUUCUUGCUGCAGGCGGAAUUCUUUGAAAUCCCCAUGAACUUUGUGGAUCCAAAAGAGUAUGACAUCCCAGGGCUGGUGCGGAAGAAUCGGUACAAAACCAUCCUUCCCAAUCCUCACAGCAGGGUACGUCUGACGUCACCAGACCCUGAAGAUCCUCUGAGUUCCUACAUCAAUGCCAACUACAUCCGGGGCUACAGUGGGGAGGAGAAGGUGUACAUCGCCACGCAGGGACCCAUCGUCAGCACUGUGGCCGACUUUUGGCGCAUGGUGUGGCAGGAGCGCACACCCAUCAUCGUCAUGAUCACCAACAUCGAGGAGAUGAACGAGAAGUGCACAGAAUACUGGCCAGAAGAGCAGGUGGUCCAUGACGGCGUGGAGAUCACCGUGCAGAAAGUCAUCCACACGGAGGACUACCGGCUGCGACUCAUCUCCCUCAGGAGAGGGACUGAAGAGCGAAGCUUGAAGCAUUACUGGUUCACAUCCUGGCCUGACCAGAAGACCCCCGACCGGGCUCCCCCACUCCUGCACCUGGUACGGGAAGUGGAGGAGGCAGCCCAACAAGAGGGACCCCAUUGUUCCCCAAUCAUCGUUCACUGCAGUGCAGGGAUUGGGAGAACUGGCUGCUUCAUUGCCACCAGCAUCUGCUGCCAGCAGCUGCGACGUGAGGGCGUGGUGGACAUCCUGAAGACCACGUGCCAGCUCCGUCAGGACAGGGGUGGCAUGAUCCAGACAUGCGAACAGUACCAGUUUGUGCACCACGCCAUGAGCCUCUAUGAGAAGCAGCUGUCCCUCCAGUCCUCAGAGUGACCACGCUCUUCCUCUGAGAUCCACUGGGUACUGCCAAGCCUGAGGCUGGGUCUUUACCCCAACUACCCAAGAUCUUGCCUUGGGUCCUGGGCCUAUUCCCUGGCCCUCCCCCUCAUCCUCCCCUCUCUUCAGUCUGUUCCCCAUCUAUUGUCCUGGCCUGGUCCCUACCCCAAGCCUAGCUCUCCUACUGUAUAUACUGCAGAGUUGGGGAGGGCAGGGGAGGAAUGUGCCAGGCCAGGCCUGGGGCCCCUGGGCCUGACCCACACCAUAUAGACCUGAGGGCCUCAGUUUUAACCAUGGUUCCACAGCUACUUGGUCCAAAAUGUUUCCAUGCCACACCCCAAGUGUCCUACCAUAAUGUGUUCUGUCUGUCCAUCUAUCACAGCUAUUUGUACCAAACACUGUGUCCCCUCAGCCAGGAAAGGAGCACUGAACUAAGCUCUCACCCCUCAGCCCUCACCCACAUCCCCACACCAGACUCCCACCCUGCUCCCCAGGCAGAGAUACUGACCUUCCUCUGGCCCCACUGGCUCCUCUGCAAAGGCAGAGUGCAUUUUGCUACCAGGAUGUGGAUGGCAGAGACCAGGCAGGGGAGCACAUGAUGGUUGACAGAGAGAUCCCAGCUAAGACAGUUCCUGGGCAAAGAUGAGUAUCUCCAGUCUAUGUGGCACUGGAGAGGAAGAGGACAGAUAUAGUGGGGAACCCCAAAGAUCUGAGCCCUGAGGGGGGCCUCCAAGAGUAGGAUGUGGACAGCUCCAGACCUGUGAGACAUCUUUCUGUGUCACUAUGGGAAACCGCAAGUGUCUCCCUACAUGUUGCUCUGUGUGUGUUCCCUUGUCCAUGCGUGUGUUGAGAGCCCAUGAACAGGGCAUGCAUGACUCUUUGGCAACAUGUGUUAUCUUGGAGCCACGUGUUUUUAUUGCUGACUUUAAAUAUUUAUUCCACGGCAAACGGAGACAUUUGGUGUCUUUUUUUAAUCCGCUCGUGGUCAUUGAAUAGAGCAAUAAACAGAGCAUUUUGAGCAAAACUA